Rhopilema esculentum is the source of this 3085-nucleotide messenger RNA. NCBI's taxonomy places the organism in Eukaryota, Metazoa, Cnidaria, Scyphozoa, Rhizostomeae, Rhizostomatidae. The record is from RefSeq and is a predicted model, not a curated record.
UCUUAUCUUUUUGGAGAGAUCUGCAAUGAAAUAGACAAGACCGAAUGGAAGCUGACUUACAUCACACACAAAAGAUUGAUGGUCAAAUGUUUUGUCAUCUCGUAUCAGUUUGUAGUGUGGCUCGUAUCUUAGAAUUCUUACAGUUAUCGGGCAUAUGGUUCAUAGUGAUCACUGAUACCAUGGCAAAGCAAAACGUCUGUGAAUUUUAUCAAGCUUGGAUGGCUUAUUAGUAUGUGGUCGAUUAAAGAGGACGUGUUUUGGGUGAUCCUUGUUGGAGCCUUAACCAUUUGUAGGAAAUCGAACUGGUCAAUCAUGCUAGGGGGUUAAGAUGCAGUUGAAGGAGCAUAUAUCCCCAUCAAUCAUGGAAGACAUCCUUCAGUUUAUGUAUUUGGGAGAAAUAUGUGUACACAAAGACAAUGUUAGACUGCUGAUUGCUGCAUCAGAUAUUUUACAAAUGACGAAUUUGAAAGAUCUGGUUUGUAGGUUUUAUGAAAAGAAGCUUUGUGCAUCUAACUGCCUGUCCAUAUCUUCACUAGCUGAUGAGUUCAAUUGCAAGACACUGAAAAAGAGUGCAGAUGCCUUUAUUUAUAAAUACUUUGCAGACGUCAGCCACUCAGAUGAGUUCAAAAGUCUCAAUGUAGAUCAAGUUAUUCAUAUCAUCAGCAACAAUAAAGUGAAUGUGAAGAAGGAAGAGAAAGUAUAUGAAGCUGUUAUUGCUUGGAUUGAUUAUGAUCAAGAAGAGAGGUUUCAGUAUCUUCUGAGACUCAUGGAGAAUGUCAGGCUUUUGCUAAUUGAUAAGUACUAUUUGUUUGACAAAAUUGCCUCGAACACAACAAUAAUGCAGAACAUAGAUUGCCAAGAACUUGUCUUGACAGCUAUAAACUUUCAAUGCCUUACGGAUCGCAGAUCACUGGUAGUAAGUCCCCAAGCGUCACCAAGACAGUCACUUGAUGUAACAAAGAUAGUUGUUGCUUGUGGAGGAGUGCAAGAUGAACUUGCUUCCAAAGAGGCACUUUGCUAUGUACCAGAUGUUGAUUUUUGGUACCCACUUGCCCCUUUGCAUGAAGAAAGAAGCAAUUUUGGCUUAGCAGUUGUAGACCACAGCAUUUUUGCCAUAGGUGGAGAUGUCAAUGGAAAGACAUUGAAGUCAGUAGAAUUUUACAAUUUUGCCCUGGAUAAAUGGACUAGGAGUGCUAAUUUGCCUGAGCCAACCAUGGCACAUGGAGCUGGAGUUUUGAACAACGAAAUAUAUGUUGUGGGGUCAGGAAGUCAAGGUCUUUGUUCAGAUUCAGUAUUCAAAUAUGAUGCAGCUGCAGACAGAUGGACCACUGUUAAGAAAUUGAAAGUGCCAAGACGUGGGGCAUGUGUUGUGUCACAUCUGCAGCUUUAUGCUAUUGGUGGAUAUGGUCCAGAUGGAAUGGCCCUUGCAAGUGUUGAGCGAUAUGAUCCAUACCUAGGUGAAUGGGCAAAAAUCUUUCCCAUGAAUUCCUCACGUGCAUUUGCCAGUGGUGCUGUUAUUGGAAAUAGAAUCUAUGUGGUUGGUGGUGAGUAUGCAAUGUGGUCUUUCUACUGCUCAGGAGAGUUUUUCAACAUCAGCACUGAUGAGUGGCAUCGCAUUGCAGAUGCAUCUGUGCCCCGCUCAUUUACCGGUAUUGCAGUACUUUACAACAAGAUAUACGUAUUUGGAGGUAUAAAAAGCAUGAAUGCUGGAGAUGAUGAAGAUUUUGUAGAUGCAUCUGAAUGUUCUGAUGUUGAAAUUUAUGACCCAAAAAGUGACACAUGGAAAACUGGUUGUCCUUUGCCGAUUGCAACAUCAGGUAUCAAGUGUGUCUCAAUGUUGGUCCCAAAACAUGCCAUUGAAGUUCGUUGUGGCAUUCAUUUUCCUUCCAGUAGUAAUCAUUGAUGCUGCAUUUUCAAAUUUUGAUAUCAUCUUUGUGAACAAGCCUUUAAUGCUGUGUACAACAAAUAUGUGAUUCAUUUUUUGUUUUUGUAUUGGUAUGAAUAUUUUGUUAUAUAUUAUGUUUCUUAGUAUAUAUUUUUGUAGGGUUCAUCAAUUUUUAUUUAAAAUGCAUUAUUUAUCCACAUUUUUCAAAAUCGCAUUCAUUACUAUAUCAAGUUUCAUUCAUGUACAUUUCAACCCCUAUCAUAUGCCCUUUCAAUAAUACUUUGCUUUUUAAUACCAUAUUUCAAUUGGGAGGAGACCAUUUAAUGUUAUCUGCUCUGAAUACCAUCUCCCUGUGAACUAGUUCUAUUUAACAAGCUAUUAACCAUCAUCUCCAGCCCAAUUUGACAGUUCAGAAAUUCUCGAAACUGGCAACCAAUUUUCAGAAUCUCUUGAAUCAGGCAAAAAUUUUAUUUGUUAAAAGCCUGGUAUAAAUUUUGUAAAGUAAUGAUUAAUUAGUCCUAAAUAAUGCAAUAUUAGAUUUUUGAUGCAUAGUGAAUUGUGCAGGUGAGCUUGCAGGUAGCCAUAGUUUGAAGUAAGAGGUUGAAUGGUAAAUAUGUGAACUUUACUAGGUACCAAAGUCUAUGUCACAUCUCUCCCCAUCCUGCAAAAGCAACUUACACUCAUUUUAAAAAAGGAUGUAUUUCAUGUCAUUCUGAAUCAAAUUUUGCUUACAAAUUAAGAACUCACAAAAAAUUUAGUUCUUGGAUCCAUUCUAUUUGUCACCAAGCCAGCUGAGAGCUUUUCUGGAGCCUAGGGCAAAAAGAAAUGUAACAUCAUUAAAACCGUGAUUGUUAUAACUUUUUAGGCCCCCUUUCUGCUGAGGCCUGGGGAAAUCCCCCCUCUUGGCAGGACUGUUUAUCGAUGCUGCAAGAACAUCUGGAUAUGAAAUUCUAGUUUGAUUUUUCAUUUAAAACUUUAUUGCGAGUAGAUAUAGAAUGAUUGCGGUAGAAUAACAGUUGAUAGCUUUAUCAGAUGAUUUUAAGACAAAUGAAAUAUUAGUUUAAUUUAGAGUGCUAGAAAUUUUCGGAAUAUGAUUUAGACGCCAUAGUAAUAUCUGUUCUUUUUAUCAAUAUUAUCUAACGAGUUUUAAUAUGUAAUUUAGCUGGGAAGUCCUUAUUCAAAGAGAUACUUAUUUCGGAA